Menidia menidia (Atlantic silverside) is the source of this 4491-nucleotide messenger RNA. Lineage: Eukaryota; Metazoa; Chordata; Actinopteri; Atheriniformes; Atherinopsidae. The record is from the annotation of a GenBank genome assembly.
AGAUGUCCUCCUGUUUUUAGCAGCUUUGGAGAAAAACAACCACAGUCUGCAUAGAGAGAGAGAGAGAGAGAGAGAGGGAGAGAGAGUUAGAGAGAGAGAGAGAGAGACGGGUCUAGCAGGUGUCAUCGUCUCUUCCUCGUUUUAAUCGAAAAAUCUCCAAUUUUUGCAUUUCGCCUGUGAUGGAGGACAAGGAUGAAGAAGGAGGAGGAGGAGGAGGAUACCACCGGGCGGCCAAACGGCUGCGGACGGAGGAGAAGAGCGGCGUGAGGGAGCUGGAGGACGGAGAGGAGGAUGAGGAUGAGGAGGAGGAGGAGGAGGAGGAGGAGGACUCGGCCAGUGAAGAGGCGGCGGGGAGCGGACGCACCGAGGGCAGGAACCGGAGGAGCGCGGGGAAGGCCGAGGCCACUGGGAUGAUGCAGAGAGCUGGAGUGAAGGAUGCUGUAAUCCAUCCAUCCCCCGACCUAAAUAAAGACAUGCAGGUUCCCAAAAAAAAGAAAGAAAAAAUGACAAAGCUGCCGUUUGGUUUCCACGGCGACAGGGCCAACGUGGGUCCCACCUCCUCUGCCGUCCCGGGCAGGAGGAGGAAACUUCGACUCCAAACGCCAAUCGCCAAUAUUGGGGAAGGCGUGAAGGAGAGCCACCGCAUCCCUCCAUCUCCGGUCGUCCACGUCCGGGGGCUGUGUGACGCCGUGGUGGAGGCCGACCUGGUGGAGGCACUUGACAAGUUUGGCAGCAUCUGCUAUGUGAUGAUGAUGCCCUUCAAGCGUCAAGCCCUGGUGGAGUUCGACAGCGUGGAGAGCGCCGAGCGCUGCGUCACGCGCGGAGCCCACGAGGCCGUCUACAUCGCCGAGCAGCAGGCCUUCUUCAACUUCUCCACCAGCCAGAGGAUCACCAGACCCACCAACGCAGACGACCCCACCAGCAAAAACAAGGUCCUGCUGCUGUCCAUCCAGAAUCCGCUCUACCCCAUCACCACCGACGUGUUGUACACAGUCUGUAACCCCGUGGGGAACGUCCUGCGCAUCGUCAUCUUCAAACGCAACGGCAUCCAGGCCAUGGUGGAAUAUCCUGACCGCGUGUCCGUCACUGGGCGUUUCUGUGCUUUGAAAGAUUUGGUUAAAACAUGUCCACUUUUGCUGCUCUCUGAUUGCCUGCUUGCUGGUUUUCCUGCCGAGUCAUCCUUAACAAGCUUGUUAACGUUUGAGUCCGUGGAGGACGCUCAGAAGGCCAAACUGGCUCUGAACGGUGCCGAUAUUUACUCUGGCUGCUGCACACUUAAGAUCGAGUAUGCUCGGCCCAACAGACUGAACGUCGUCCGCAACGACAACACCAGCUGGGAUUACACCAAACCCUUCCUCCUGCACCGAGAACGGGGCAAGGGAAGGCAGCGUCAAGCCAUCUUAGGAGAGCAUCCGUCCAAUGGCUAUGGUCCACACUGCCCCCUGCUGCCUCUGCCUGCUAACAGCAGGUACAGGAGGAUGGGGGAGCAGGUCCAGGACAUGGUCUCCUACCCACCUCUCCUACCAAAGACCUUUCCGUCCACUUCUUCUUCCUCCCUUCUGGGCUCCAGUUCGGUCGCUAUGGUGAGCGGCUUACAUCCCACCAAGAUGAACUGCUGUCGGAUCUUCAAUCUCUUUUGUCUCUAUGGCAAUGUGGAGAAGGUUAAAUUCAUGAAGAGUGUUCCUGGCACAGCCUUGGUGGAAAUGGGCGAUGAGUAUGCCGUGGACCGAGCCGUGACUCACCUCAACAGCAUCAAAGUGUUCGGCAAGAAACUCAACGUCUGCGUGUCCAAGCAGCAGGCGGUCAUCCCCAGCCAGGUGUUCGAGCUGGCCGACGGCAGCAGCAGCUACCAGGACUUCAGCCUGACCCGAAACAACCGCUUCAGCAGCGCGCACAGCAGCCGGAACAUCAUCCAGCCCCCGGCGGCCGUGCUGCACUUCUACAACGCGCCGCCCACCCUCAGCCAACACCAGCUGCUCAAGCUUUGCUCUGAACACAACGUUCCCAGCUUCACCAAGUUCAAGGUCUUUGACGCCAAACCUAGCUCAAAGACACUUUCCGGACUGUUGGAGUUCGAAAACAAAACCGAAGCAGUUGAGGCUCUGACCGUCCUGAACCACCAUCAGAUCAGAAUACCCAGCAGCUCCAACCCCUUCACCCUGAAGCUCUGCUUCUCCACUUCUUCCCAUUUGUGAUCCAGCGAUAAGACGGCUACGGCGCAGACAAAGAUCCUCCUGGAAAUACAGCACGGGAGCCCAUUUCUUCAUUCUGAAAACAGCAGGAAGGCUAUCGAGUGGGGCAAAAAAAAAAUUGCAUGGUUUUUGAAGAGGCAGUAUGACCAAAAGAAGCAAUAGGAUGGCAUUGCAGUAAAAUGGCAACUUAAUGGGGUUUUCUGUCCGAAUUUGUUCCUUUAGAUUUACAUUUUAUAGCACAACCUGUUGUAGACAGCGUGAGAUACUUCUAACUGUUAAAAAUAUGUAAGGGUUCUAAUCAGUUCGUACAUGUAAAUGUGGAUCAGAGGAAUGCUGAUGGGGAGCUACUCGAUAAUUAUAUUUAUGAGACGGGUGGUGUUUUAAAUGCAGCCCCGGGGCAGCAGAGUAUCGACCGAGGUGUUCAAAGUGACAAACAGAGCUAAUGAUAUGGAAGAAAGAAAGGCAUAAAAGGCAUAAUCAACCAAUUAUUUCACGGUGGUCACAUUUAAAAGCACAAAUAGACGCAUCCACACCCCCAAACACUGAUACUAUUAAAAAAAAAAUCCAGAUAAAUAUAAGCAAAUGUGGAGGAUGUUUCUACAGAAGCAUCCACCUCCACAUGUAAAACUAUUUUGGUAUGCUUCAUUACAAGGUUUGGUAGCUUUGUAAAUACUGGGAUUGAAAACAUGUUUUAACAUAUUAAACAGGAAUAAUUAAGUAAAAUAGAAUUAAAAAGAAUUAGUUUCCCUUAUUAAACAUGUAAGAUUGGAUUUCCGAUCCACAGAGUGAAAUAUUACUUGUUAAAUUGAAGAAAUAUCAAUAGAGAGGCUUCCCUGGAUAUUCAGAUUAAGACUGAGAAAGGAAGAGAAAAAUGGUUUGUUGCUUUGACACCACAGAUGUUACAAUGAAUAAAGAUGACAUUCUGUAUAUACUGUAGUCUUAUUUAGUUUAUUUAUAUUAGUUUGUCAAACAUCAUAAGCAGUUGCUUCUUCCUGAGAUGUAUGGGAUGACAGAGGAGUGCCAAAAAAAUGAGGAGACAUAAGAAAAUGUGAAAAUUUGAAGGAAUUUGAAUAAAGUAAUGAAUUAAUUAUGGAAUAUUGUAUUGCUCAUUUACAUAUUGUAAUGAAUUUAUUCAUGUUGUUUAAUUUUUCUGUAUUUCCUCAUAUUUAUUUUUGGAUUGGGUUUUAUUUUUUUAUUACACUGCAGUUGUAGUUAAGUAUUAGUUUAGUUGAGUUUGUGACUGCUGUAGCUUUUAUGAGCCGGUUUUUCAUUUUCCUUUCUCUGCAUUGCUUUUGCUUACUUUCUUUGCUACUUCUAAAAAAUAGUGUGUGUGGAACUAACCAUUAAACUAUUCCUUCUACAAAACCAACACAAAUCAAUUUUUAUCUCCACAUGAGAAAUACCAAGAUCUAGACGGCGUAUACAACAAGACACGAUGUUUGGAAGUGGUAGCGGUCCUUUAGGAACAGGAUUAGCUUCCCUCUUGUGUGCAGCCUCACUUUCAUAGGAGUCAACCUCUACGCAAAUGCUGCUUCAAGCAUGUUUUGAAUUGACACAAUUGCGUAACAUCGUCCACUAUUGCCAGUGUCAGACUGACUGCAUGGGAAUUUAAAUGAUAGGUAUAUCCUAUCGGUUAGUUUUGCUGAUUUACAAGCUUGAGUUAGCCCGUUGAUAACCAAAUUAUGCUGUCAGUGUCUAAGAAGGGAAAACUUUUGAUAUAACGAUGGCUGACCUAAUGGCAAAAGCAAGGGAGAAAAGCAGUAAAAAUAAAUUGAUAAAAAGGGAAAAGCAAUACAGAAAAGGUAAAGGAAAGACUACUUGAAAAUGGCUAAAGUAAUAAUGAUAUAGCAAAAACAAUGUGGAAAAAAAUGACAAUCGUUUAUUUUAUAUCUCCAUUUCAUUUUCAUAAUCCAACAUUUAUUGACUUUCAUUCAUUUCUCUUUACAAGUCCCCCAUUAUUUGCUCACGCUAUUACAUAUUCAUAAUUUUUUUUUAUUGCACUUCAAUAACUCCUUUGAACAUUUCAUUAGAAUGCACAGUUGUGAUUCCACUGUUCCCCAUCAUUUUCCUUUGACUCCACCAUAGCGGCUUUUAUGUACAAGCAGGAAGCUGUGACUAUUUUGUUGGUAAAACACUGAUUUAUAUAGAUGCGUUUCAUUUUAAAUUGCUGCAUUAUGUGUGACCUCUUUUCUUUUCAUGGGUGACGUCUGAGAAGAAAAUGAUGAUGUAGUUUUCCUCAAAAUGAACAGUUUUAUUAAAAUGAAUAUCUACAUUGUGUCAAAAAUAAAGAGUUAGUCAA